AUUUUCUUUUCACUUACAUGUUACCGAUAAGAGCUUAACUUUAAAUUUUUAUCGUUAUCAGUUCAGUUGUAUGGUAUCAAAAUUUCCCGGAAGUUUCCAAAGUCCAACUCACGCGACUUGAACAUCACAAAUCAAUACCAAUAAGGCAAAGUCAAGAUGCCUCGAGCCAAACGAGCAAAGCAAUACCGGAAGCUCAUGGGGCAAUUCUCCAUGACCUUCGGGUUUCGCGAACCAUAUCAAGUCCUAAUAGAUGCCGAUUUCAUCGCGGAGGCGAACAAAUGCAAGAUGGAUCUAAUACCCCGGUUAGAGGGCAUUCUCCAUGGCCAAGUCAAGCCUUUGAUUACUCAAUGCUCUAUGCGACAUCUCUACAAUCGGAAAUCAGAACCCGGAGUCGAAGCAGCUAUAGAACAAGCAAAGGCUCACUUUGAGCGCCGAAGAUGUGGUCAUCAUCCCGACGAAUACCCAGAACCUCUAAGUGCGCUCGAGUGUGUAUGCUCAGUAGUUGAUCCUAAAGACAAUGGCGUAAACAAACACCGGUACAUCUGCGCAAUCAACGACGAAGAACUUCGAGCGAAUCUACGACAAAUAACAGGAACCCCUUUGCUAUUUAUUAGGAGGUCAGUUAUGAUCAUGGAGCCGAUGGCAACAGUCAGUGCGAAAGCCAGGUCAAAGGACGAGCGAAGCAAGUUUAGGGCAGAACUUAAGACGCCUGCGAGCAAGAGAAAGAGAGAAGACGAGGAUGAUGAUGACGAGAAAGAGGGGUCGGCUCCAAGUGGAGCAGCGACAGGGGCUGAGAAGCCGGAAAAGAAGAAGAAAAGAAGUCACGGCCAAAAGGAGCCUAAUCCGCUUGCCGUCAAGAAGAAGAAGUCAAAGUCAAGCUCAGAUGAGCAGGGUCCGAAGACGUCAAAGGCACAGAAUGCAACUGUGAUGGGAGAAUCGGAACCGGCAGAAGGGCCAAAGCGAAAACGUAGACGAAAGCACAAAUCCCAAGCUACUGCUACGAGUGAUGAGGCUUUUGGAGCUGCGGGUGUGGCUGGUAAUGCUACCGUUGAAGUAUCUACAGUGGGUGGUGAUGAUUAAGGGCGAGUGGAGAGUGUUGCCCAGACAGGGUCUAGCAUUGGCAGGCGUUUUCAAAGGUGUAAAUCAUGGGCAUUUUACGAUCUGUGUACACUAGUGAAAGAUCAAUUGAUACCACGAUGUGUUGUCUUCCGUCUCCAAGUAAGAUUUUGGGCAUAGGUUUCGUUUCGAGUACCGAUUGGAUCAAGCCUAGAACUUGCAGGACACCAACAAUCCAUGGAUCCGAG
This is a messenger RNA of Hypoxylon fragiforme, 1304 nucleotides long. Its product is annotated as Fcf1-domain-containing protein. Gene Ontology annotation, molecular function: small ribosomal subunit rRNA binding. Bases 157 to 1080 code for a protein of 307 amino acids. The transcript has 2 exons. Gene Ontology annotation, cellular component: nucleolus; small-subunit processome. The record is from RefSeq and is a predicted model, not a curated record. NCBI's taxonomy places the organism in Eukaryota, Fungi, Ascomycota, Sordariomycetes, Xylariales, Hypoxylaceae.